AUGUUAGAAUUUGACGCACUCUCUAACGAUGUUUUGUAUGGAAAAUUGAAGGAGUUUUACACUUUGGAAUCCAAGUAUCAUACUUGCUUGAUAUUACCGCAAGAAUCACCGCGUGAAAUAACAGCUGGAGCACGAGACGGUUCGGCGUAUGUUCUACGAUGCCUAAAAGUUUGGUAUGAAUUGCCGUCGGAUGUAUUGUUUGCUGCGAUCAAUUUGGUUGAUCGAUUCCUCAAUCGAAUGACAGUUAAACCAAAACAUAUGGCCUGCAUUAGUGUUGCAUCAUUCCAUCUGGCCAUUAAACAACUACAAUUGGAGCCGUUCAAUUUAGAUGAUCUAGCAACAAUAUCACAAGUUGGUUGUACUGCUCGCGAUUUGGAACGUAUGGCCGGGGUCAUCGAGAAUAAACUUGGUGUCCAAUUUGGUCAUCCGCCAGUAACAGCACUCAACUUUGUACGUUUGAUCUACAUCCUAUUCAGGCGUUUGGCUAUGGAAAUGGGUGGACUGUUCUUUGAUCAAUUCGAGAAAGUCAUUAAGCUGGAAGAACUCGAAAUGGCCAUUGAAAUCUUGCUAUGUGACGUUCGAACGACCUUGGCUGUACCCUCGACAUUAGCAUUGGCGCUCGUCUGCAAUCAUCUCGAGAUGCAUUUGGGUAAAAGUUACUCGAUGCAAAGUCCUGAGAUUAGCCGUCUUGCCGAAUACGGUGUCUAUUUGCAAGACUUCAUUGGGAUGCCGCAUGAAAUUUAA
Messenger RNA from Hermetia illucens (black soldier fly), 744 nucleotides. Its product is annotated as cyclin G-like. The transcript is spliced from 3 exons. Gene Ontology annotation, biological process: mitotic cell cycle phase transition; regulation of cyclin-dependent protein serine/threonine kinase activity. NCBI's taxonomy places the organism in Eukaryota, Metazoa, Arthropoda, Insecta, Diptera, Stratiomyidae. Gene Ontology annotation, molecular function: cyclin-dependent protein serine/threonine kinase regulator activity. Bases 1 to 744 code for a protein of 247 amino acids. Gene Ontology annotation, cellular component: nucleus; cytoplasm; cyclin-dependent protein kinase holoenzyme complex. The record is from RefSeq and is a predicted model, not a curated record.